Messenger RNA from Schizophyllum commune H4-8, 432 nucleotides. RefSeq lists its product as uncharacterized. The record is from RefSeq and is a predicted model, not a curated record. Lineage: Eukaryota; Fungi; Basidiomycota; Agaricomycetes; Agaricales; Schizophyllaceae. The transcript has 2 exons. Bases 1 to 432 code for a protein of 143 amino acids.
AUGCAGCCCACCCUCGACCCUUUGCCCAAUCAGCCAACUCGCUUUUCGCAGCCGUCGAGCGUGGAGGAGCCCGGUCCCCAUUACCUCAAAAAACGCGCGCCACAUCAGGAAGGCUGGUGUCGAUGCCUUCACCGCAGUGUCGACGCUCCCACCCCCGCGAUGUCGAUGCCUCCACUGCAGUGUCGAUACCUUGACCGCAGUACCGGCGCGUGGGACGAGGAUCCCCUCACAUUCAGCGCUCGACGUCCUGUCGGACGACCUUCUUCCCAUGAAUCUUCCUCUUCGGGUGCUCGUCCUCUCAUGACCGCUUAUUCGCGGCCUUCCACCGUGUUACUCCCGCUGCCGUUAUGCCGUUAUGCUGUUGUUCGCGGUGGCUCUGCUGCUGUUCGCGGUGCUCCUGGUGCUGUUAUUUGCUCCCACAUCCUUCCCUGA